Molecule: messenger RNA, 273 nt
Organism: Entrophospora candida
Lineage: Eukaryota; Fungi; Glomeromycota; Glomeromycetes; Entrophosporales; Entrophosporaceae
Source: the annotation of a GenBank genome assembly
AUGUCAUUUGAGUUGUCCAAACUUUCGUCUUCUUCUUCGCGACCUUUUCCCUUGUCGUUGACAACUACGCUCACCACAUCUGCAAACCCUAGUUGUCAUCGAGACGAACAGGUAUGUCCAUUCAAUAUCAGUUGCGAUAAUUUGCAUGAGCUUCCUGUCAAUGAAUAUUUCUCCCGCUGUGGAAAAAAUAACUCGGCUGUUUGUGACGAUGCUGCUAUGACGGCUGUUAUCGGGGCUCGUAGAACAUGGAUCAGUUAUCUUACCGAACAAAGG